Molecule: messenger RNA, 2407 nt
Organism: Lytechinus variegatus (green sea urchin)
Lineage: Eukaryota; Metazoa; Echinodermata; Echinoidea; Temnopleuroida; Toxopneustidae
Product: CMP-sialic acid transporter-like
Exons: 6
Coding region: 32-1081 (349 amino acids)
Biological process (GO): pyrimidine nucleotide-sugar transmembrane transport
Cellular component (GO): Golgi membrane
Molecular function (GO): pyrimidine nucleotide-sugar transmembrane transporter activity
Source: RefSeq, a predicted model, not a curated record
CAGCUAGCUGAUACGAACAGAUUGUUAAAAAAUGGCUGUUUCUGACUCCAAGGAAACUGCCCAAGAGGGGAGUGGUAACAAAAGUGCUACCCCUGGAGAAGGAGCCAGCUUUGGCUUCAAGAUGUACAUCUUGUUGGUGCUGACCAUGAAUGCCACAGGGUACAUCCUGUUGAUCCGCUUCACCCGCUCUAGAGACAACGUCCCCAUGUACUUCAGCACCACCACAGUUCUUCUAUCAGAGGUCUCCAAGCUCACCAUCAGUCUCAUGCUACUCACCAAGGAACACAAGAGCCUGAUAGGGAUGAUGAGGGACGUCUACCACAAUGUCCUUUGUAACCCAUCGGAUACAUUCAAGAUGUGCAUUCCCAGUAUCAUCUAUGCUCUUCAGAACAACCUGGCCUUUGUGGCCUUGUCCAAUCUGGAUGCUGCUACCUAUCAGAUUACAUAUCAGUUGAAGAUCAUCACAACAGCAAUGUUCAUGGUGGUGAUGAUUGGGAAGAAGAUCAACCCAAUGCAGUGGCUUGCCAUCUUUCUUCUCUUUGCCGGCGUGGCUGCCGUUCAGGUGGAAUCUGCAAACACGAAAGAGGAUUCCUCCCAUUAUAAUUACAUGAAAGGAUUAAUAGCUAUCAUAGUCUCCUGUCUCUGCUCAGGAUUUGCAGGUGUUUAUUUUGAAAAAGUACUAAAAGGAACCGAGACAACGUUAUGGAUACGGAACGUUCAGAUGUAUCUAUUUGGUAUCAUAAGCGGUCUUGUAGCAGUAUUUACCAAAGAUUAUAAGAAUAUCAUGGACCAUGGAUUUCUAUAUGGCUAUGAUGCAUAUGUUUGUUUGAUUAUAGCAAUGGCCAGUAUAGGAGGUUUGUACACAUCCAUUGUGGUCAAGUACCUUGAUAACAUCGUCAAAGGAUUCUCUACAGCAGUAUCUAUCGUCUUGGCAGCUGUAGGCUCAUUUGUUUUCUUCGGGAAGUCUUUUGGGUACCUCUUCAUGGGUGGAUCAGCUCUUGUGACUGUCGCUAUUUAUCUGUACAGCCUUCCCAAGCCAGCUGCAAGCACGCCCAAGGCCAGAGGGCCACAGAAUGUCUAGCUGACCCAACAGUUGACUUGUUGAUGGACUUACAUAGAGGUGAGACUUCUUGUCAGAUUGUAAAUCUUAUUAUAUUCCCAGUCCUGCACCUCAAAGAAUGCAACCCUUGGACUUUUUAGCAAAGGCACCUGUGAAUGGAUUCAUGGAUGAUGAUCACCGAUGUUUGAAUAGCAGUCUUUGUAUACCUUGGAAACCUCAGCUCUUGCUUCCUGUGCAGCACUCGCCCAUCAAGAUAUUGGUGCUUCAGUCAUGCCCACCUCAGAUGUGUCACUCUUUGUCUAGAACAGUACCAUGCUAUCUUUUACCUAGUAGUCUGGGGGCUUUUUAAGAAACUUAUUUACAAUAGAUUUCAAAAAUGUAUUUCCAAAAUUGCAAGUUAUAGAUUGAUUAAACCAUAUGAAACCAGUUCAUACUUUAAUAUUCUUGCAGAAGACUGGCCUGGAAUCUAUAUGCAAAUUUCAAUUGAUUUCAAUACACAGGCUUGAUUUGUGGCUUUGCAAUCAAUUGACUUACAACUGAUUGCAAGUUUCAUAAAACACCCCCUGGCUACUGGUACAUUUAUGUCAUGUAAAGCAUUUUACAAAACUGCGUACAUUACUACGGAGGUGUAUUUUUUUUAGUAUAUUUAUAAAAAAAAUGGACAGUUUUGUUCGUCCAUUUGUAUAGGGAGUUUGUACUUAAAUUAUUUGAGUAGAAUAGUACUCAUGUUGUCUUGAUAUUUGUACCUUAUAUUGAAAGAUUUAUGUCAGUCAUAACUGUACAACCCACAGUUUAGACCAUUGACACAUGGACAUCAACAGCUGACAAAAUGAAGAUUCUGUACAUCUGCAUUAAUCUCAAAUGGUCACAAAUCAGUUUGUUUGUAGUUUUGCGUUAUGGUUAUCAAAGCAACCCUUCAUUCAAUUAGUGUAAUUUGUGGAUUUCCAAACUCUGACAGGCUUUGAUUUUACCUCCCUUUUGCCUAAUAAAGAGACACCUUGUGAAUCCUGCAUUUGAAUGCUAGCUGGGGGGGGGGGGGGGGUUAUUUCAUGAAGCUAUCAAAAACAUAUGUCAAGUUUAUUUUUCUUCUGCAUUUCUCACCCAUUAGAAAUCAUAUUUUUUGAGCUACAAUUCAUUGUUGUGACCAUUGAAAUAUGCCCUGAUAAUUUUUUUCUCAAAACUUCUUAAAUAUAUGAAUUUGAUUUUUUCUUUCAUAAUUACUUAGUUUAGUAUUUUGUGUGACUUUUUGUAUUGAAGUCAAUCCUUGAACUUAUUUUUACAUUGAUUUUUCAAUAGAUUUUGCUGCAUUAAAUAUUGGCUUUGUUCUUAGAAUAUUAGUAUCCUAUG